Messenger RNA from Ascoidea rubescens DSM 1968, 2033 nucleotides. Its product is annotated as malate synthase. NCBI's taxonomy places the organism in Eukaryota, Fungi, Ascomycota, Saccharomycetes, Ascoideales, Ascoideaceae. Gene Ontology annotation, molecular function: malate synthase activity. The record is from RefSeq and is a predicted model, not a curated record. Gene Ontology annotation, biological process: glyoxylate cycle. The transcript has a single exon. Gene Ontology annotation, cellular component: peroxisomal matrix; cytoplasm. The coding region runs from base 253 to 1926 and encodes 557 amino acids.
AUUUAAUUGUUUUUCAAGAUUUCUGUUUUUUAUUGUGUUUCUUGAGAAUAUAUAAACUAAUUAUUAUCUUCUCAUUUUAAAUUUGUCUACUCCAGUUAAAAUCAUCAUCUAUAAUUCAACGUCAUUAAUAGAUUCAAUUUUUAUCUUUUAAUACAGCAGACUUAUUUGAUUAACUUCUCAAUCACACCUUGAUCAAAUUUAUUUCUUUAUACUCCAUAUUCCAAAUACAACAUAAUUAAUAUUUCACUCAAAAUGGUUAAAAAAGAAUUUUAUGGUUCCCUCGAUGGUGUUCAAAUCCUUGGCUCCAUUUCAAACAAACCAGCAUAUGAAGGUGCUCCAACAACUCAAGCAAAUAUUUUAACCAAAAAGGCUGUUGCUUUUAUUGCUUUACUUCAUCGUACUUUCAACAAAACACGUAUUGAAUUAUUGAAAAACCGUGACAUCAUUCAAGAAAAAAUUGAUUCUGGUAAUUAUAAACUAGAUUUCCUACCUGAAACUAAAGCAAUUAGAGAUGAUUUAACAUGGAAAGGUCCUACUUUAGGUCCAGGUUUGAUUGAUAGAAGAGCUGAAAUCACUGGUCCAACCACAAGAAAAAUGGUUAUCAAUGCUUUAAACACUCCUGUUUACACUUAUAUGACCGAUUUUGAAGAUUCCUCUUCUCCAACCUGGGAAAAUAUGGUCGAUGGUCAAGUUAAUCUUUAUGAUGCCACUAGAAAACAAAUUGAAUUACCAACCCCAAAGAAAUACUAUAAAGUCGAUUUCUCGAAACCAACUCCAACUUUAAUCGUUAGACCAAGAGGCUGGCAUUUAGUCGAUGAUCAUAUCCUCGUUGAUGGUGAACCAAUUUCUGGCUCUUUGAUGGAUUUCGGUCUUUAUUUUUUUCACAAUGCUAAAGAAUCGAUUGCUAACGGUUUUGGUCCAUACUUCUACUUGCCAAAAAUGGAACACUACUUAGAAGCAAGGUUAUGGAACAAUGUUUUCAAUGUUGCUCAAGAUAUUCUCGAAAUUCCAAGAGGAACCAUUAGAGCCACUGUUUUAAUUGAAACUUUACCAGCUUCUUUCCAGAUGGAUGAAAUUAUAUUCGAAUUAAGAGACCACUCAGCUGGUCUUAACUGUGGUAGAUGGGAUUACAUGUUUUCAACCAUCAAAAAAUUAAGAAACAAAUCACAGCAUCUUUUACCAGACAGAGAUCAAGUUCUUAUGACCUCUCCAUUUAUGGCCGCUUACGUUAAAAGAUUAAUCAAAAUCUGUCAUACCAGACACGUCCAUGCUAUGGGUGGUAUGGCUGCUUUAAUUCCAAUUAAAAAUGAUCCAGCUGCCAACGAAAUUGCUAUGGGUAAUGUUAGAAAAGAUAAGUUACGUGAGGUAUUGGCCGGUCAUGAUGGUUCUUGGAUUGCUCAUCCAGCUUUAGAGCCAAUCUGCACUUCUGUUUUUGAUGAACACAUGAAAACUCCAAACCAAAUACACAUCAUCCCAGACACUGCUGAAGUGACUCCUGAUCAAUUGAUUGAAACUCAAAUUGAAGGUGGUAGAAUCACUGAAAAGGGUAUAAGACAAAAUCUUUACAUUGGUUUAUGUUACAUGGAGGCAUGGCUCAGAGGUUCUGGUUGUGUUGCCAUCAACAAUCUUAUGGAAGAUGCUGCCACUGCUGAAGUCUCGAGAACUCAAUUAUGGCAAUGGGUCACCCAUCGUGCUGUCUUAACUGACACUGGCGCAACUCUUACACCAGAAUUGUCCUCGAGCUUAUUAGCUGAAGAAACCGAAAAAUUAUUAAAGAUAGCUCCAGUUGGAAACAAAUUUGAAUUGGCAGCUUCUUUGUUCAAACCAGAAAUCACUGGUGAGUCAUUCAGCGAUUUUUUAACCACUUUGUUAUAUCCAUCCAUCACAACUGUCGGUGAACCAGUUGACUUAAAUACUUUAGAAUAAUUUCUUUAUCACUGCUGUUCAUUUGUUAUGUAAAUUUCCAUAGUUUUUUUUAUCUUUUUAAUGAAUAAAUUUUAUAUGUUUUAAAUUUUCAAUUUUUAGUUUUAUUU